AUGCUACUACUUCCUCAAGAAGGAACCUUCAUUACUACCUUCACUCUACCAAUGAUAACAGGAACGAGGUACAAUGCAAAAUUACGGACUGUUAAGCUUGACUUCAAUUUCAUUUUUGCUGGCUUAGGCAGGGAACGUAAAUCCAACGGCGGAGCUUCUCCGAUCGUUGUGAAGCUACAUCCAAGCAUGAAAUGGGAGCUUGCGAACAGGGCUGUGGAGGCGGAAAAUCCGACAAACAUAGACAGGAGAGGGGUUAGGGGUUCUGUUGACGGCGUGAUUGUGAUGUUGGCGAGAUUCGUGUCGGAAUCGUAG
Messenger RNA from Striga asiatica, 312 nucleotides. Lineage: Eukaryota; Viridiplantae; Streptophyta; Magnoliopsida; Lamiales; Orobanchaceae. The record is from the annotation of a GenBank genome assembly.